AUGGACCAUUUUGGGAGACUUACAAUUGGCAAUGGUACCCAAGCACGGUUCCACCUUGCUGAGACCAAGCUGAAACAAAUGGCUCCCUCUGUGCACUGUGGUAAUGAUGCUAUGACCCUGCAUAUUCCGGGACCGAGAAUGCCACACUUUCUGGUAGAUGGAGGAGAGGGGUCUCCGGUGCCUCUGUCUGAGAUGCCAGCCAGCUGUGGAUUCUCUGUAAAGCGGGCACGCAGAGACGUCUCAUUUGUUGCUCCGUACCAUGGCUGUAAUGUCAGAAAACAGGGUGGAAGUUAUGUUCUGCCACUGAUUAUAAUGGGGGCACCAGUACAGAUGUCUUGCCCAGAGACUCUGCCCCUCCCAACAGUUUCUUGCUUCCCAUCUGGCAUGGUUAUCUCACUUGGAGCAAGAGCAGAUACUGUUAAAAUUAAAGUUGAUGGAUCAUGGCAGCCGCUGCUUUUAACAUACUCUCAAUGUGAGUUCACUUUGGACACUACUGGUGGUUCACUGGUUGUUACUGCACCGUACACAGGAAGCUGCUGGGAAAUUAAGCAACCCCAGUUCCCUCAUCCCAUUCCCUUUUUUGAUCCUGAUUACUUCUACCAUAGAGGUGGAGAACCAGUACCACAACAGCCAGACUGGUACCAAAUGUUUCCUUUCAUCCCAGCGGUUACUCCUGCACCCACCACUACAACUACCUCUACACCUGUCUCAACCACUGCUGCCAUGAAUGCUGAGCCUGUGCCGUACCCUGGUUAUCCCCAAAUGUACCAAUGGCUCAUGUUUCAUGGCCCUAAACCCAUGAAACCAUUUUUUCCUGCCAAAUACACUUCCAUAUCCUAG
Xyrauchen texanus (razorback sucker) is the source of this 840-nucleotide messenger RNA. RefSeq lists its product as uncharacterized. The record is from RefSeq and is a predicted model, not a curated record. Lineage: Eukaryota; Metazoa; Chordata; Actinopteri; Cypriniformes; Catostomidae. The transcript is spliced from 6 exons. The coding region runs from base 1 to 840 and encodes 279 amino acids.